Messenger RNA from Serinus canaria (Common canary), 4534 nucleotides. It is a transcript of the gene PAPPA2, whose product is annotated as pappalysin 2. Bases 1 to 4524 code for a protein of 1507 amino acids. Gene Ontology annotation, molecular function: metallopeptidase activity. The record is from RefSeq and is a predicted model, not a curated record. The transcript has 20 exons. Lineage: Eukaryota; Metazoa; Chordata; Aves; Passeriformes; Fringillidae.
AUGCUGCGCGGCGGAGCCCCCCUGGCCGCGCUGCUGCUGGCGGCGCUCAGCCUGGCCCGCGGGGAGCCCCCGGCGGUCUCGGGGUGCGGGAUGGAGGCUCCGAGCCGCCGCGCCGCGCCCCCGCAUCACCCGUACGGGCUGUACCCGCAGGGUCCCGCCGCGCACGGCGCGCUCGGAGCCGCAUCCCCGCGGGGCCGGAGACCGCGGGGAGCCAGGGGAGGAGGAGAAGAGCCGGAGGGCGAGGCGGACGGCCGGGGCCGGAGCCGGAGCCGGGGGGAGAGGCGGCGGGGCCGGGAGCCGCAGGUGCCGGACCCUCCCCGGGAGCGGCCGCUGCCCGCCCUGUACUUCUCGGGCGGCCGGGAGCAGCUGGCGGCGCGGGCGGAGGCGCUGCCCGCAGUCCCGCGGGAGGAGUUCACCCUGGAGCUGUGGGUGAAGGCGGAGGGCGGACAGAACAACCCGGCCAUCAUCGCAGGUGUCUUCAACAACUGCUCGCACUCAGCCAGCGACAAGGGCUGGGCGCUGGGUAUCCGCGCCCUGCAGCUCGGCGGCAAGAAGGACGCCCGCUUCUUCUUCUCCCUGCGCACGGACCGGGCAGCCAGAGCCACCGAGGUGACCUCCCACCACCGCUACCGCCCUGAGGCAUGGACACACCUGGCCGCCAGCUACGAUGGGCGGUGGAUGGCCCUGUACGUGGAUGGGGUGCGGGUGGGCCGCUCCGGCGGGCAGCAGGGCCCGCUGCACAGCGCCUUCAUGUCCUCCUGUCACACGCUGCUGCUGGGCGGGGACGCCUGGGGGACCACCCACACUUUCCGCGGACACCUGGCCGGGUUGGCCCUGUGGCGUGCUGCCCUGUCCCAAUCCCGCCUCCAGCGUUCCUUCCUGGAGGAGGUGCCUGGGGAGACGACGGCAGGGCUGGCUCUGGCCGCUGGCUUCGCCGCCCCGGAGGAAUGCUGGAUGCCUUUUCGGGAGGGUGCCUUCCCGCAGCAGUGGGUGCUGCUGUCCCCACCAGCCCCCGUCCUGCGGCCUUUGGGCCCCCCAGCCUGCGGGCAGACCGCCUGCGAUAACGUGGAGCUGGUGUCCCACUACAACCAGCACUGGCCGCUGCGCAGCUGGAAGGUGGCGCGGUACCGCGUGGUGAACCUGGCGGAGGACGACGGCGGGCGGCCCACGGUCAGCUGGGAGCAGAUCUGGCGGCAGCACCGCGCUCUGAGCGAAGCUUUCCGGCCCUACAACAUCUCCUGGCAGCUCAGCUUGCUGGAGGUGCACAACUCCUCCCUGCGCCGCCGUGCCGUCCUGCUGGGCUGCGAGCCCAGCAAGGUGGGCAACGAGCGCUGCGACCCCGAGUGCGAGCACCCCCUCACGGGCUACGACGGCGGCGACUGCCGAAGGCCCGGCCGCUGCUUCUCCUGGAAGCGCCGCGACGGCGUCUGCCACAUGGAGUGCAACAACAUGCUGGACGACUUCGACGACGGCGACUGCUGCGACCCGCGGGCCACCGACGUGGCCAGGACCUGCUUCGACCCCGACUCGCCCCAGCGGGCUUACAUGAGCGUGAAGGAGCUGAAGGAGGCUCUGAAGCUGAACAGCACCCAUUUCCUCAAUAUUUACUUUGCCAGUUCGGUGAGGGAAGAGUUGGCUGGUGCUGCCACUUGGCCGUGGGACAAAGAGGCCCUUAGUCACCUGGGUGGAGUUGUCCUCAACCCUGCUUACUACGGCAUGCCUGGCCACACCAACACCAUGAUCCACGAAGUGGGGCAUGUCCUGGGGCUCUACCACGUCUUCAAGGGAGUGAGCGAGCGGGAGUCUUGUGAUGACCCCUGCAGGGAGACCACUCCAUCCAUGGAGACAGGAGACCUCUGUGCUGACACUGCCCCCACCCCCAAGAACAAACUCUGUCGGGAUCCAGACCCUACCAAUGACACCUGUGGCCAGACACAUUUCACAGGAACACCCUUCAACAACUACAUGAGUUACACAGACGAUGACUGCACCAACAGCUUCACCCCCAACCAGGUGGCUCGCAUGCACUGCUACCUGGACCUGGUGUACCAGCGCUGGGGCCACAACAGGAAGCCAGCGCCCAUCCCGAUCCCCCCCAUGGUCACCGGGCAGACUCAGGACUCCCUCAGCAUCUACUGGCUGCCCCCCAUCAGCGGUGUCCUCCACGAGAGGGAGCAGGACACGCUGUGUGACAGCUGUGCUGAGGAUGGCACCUUCCGUCAGUAUGUGCACGAGGCCUCUUCCCCUCGCGUCUGUGACUCCUCUGGCUACUGGACCCCAGAAGAAGCAGAAGGUCCUCCAGACGUGGAUCAGCCCUGUGAGCCCAGCCUGCAGGCCUGGAGCCCGGAGCUGCACCUGUAUGACAUGAACAUGACCGUGCCGUGCCCCCAGCCGCACGGCUGCAUCCUGGAGCUGCGCUUCCUGCACCCCGUCUACCCCGACUCCCUCACCCUCUGGACCACCUACCUCUCCACAGGCUCUCCCAAGGCACUGUCUGACAUUGAAAUCCUGACAGAGCAAGGGGAGUCCAUCCACCUGGGCCCCAUGGACACCUUCUGUGAUAUCCCCUUUACUGUGAAGCUCAAUAUCCCUAAAAAGAUGUCUGGAGUUAAAAUCUACACCUUUGACGAGAGGAUGGAGAUAGACACAGCCCUGCUGACCUCCAGGCCACACAGCUCCCUGUGCUCUGCCUGCAGACUGGUCCAGUACCGGGUGCUCCGUGACCCCCCCUUUGCAGAUGGGUCCCCUGCCACCCCCCUGCAGGGACAUCGCCAGUUCAUCGACACGGAAGUCACUCCUGGGCAGGUGUACCACUACCAGGUGCAGGUGGUCUCUGGGACAACCUCAGGAGAAGCCUCCCCACCGCUCGUCCAUGUGCAUGGAACACCCUACUGUGGGGAUGGGAAGGUGGCCACGAGCCUGGAGGAGGAAUGUGAUGAUGGGGACUUGCUGGAUGGAGAUGGUUGUUCCAGAAAGUGUAAAAAGGAAAAAGGCUUCAACUGUGUUGGGGAGCCAAGCCUGUGCUACGUUCACGAUGGGGAUGGUGUAUGUGAGCCCUUUGAGAAGACAAGCAGCAUGCUGGACUGUGGUCCCCACACUCCUGAGGGAUAUGUGGAUCUGUGGGCAGUGAAAGCCUACUCCUCCCAACAGGAUGCAAAGUCCUGCCCUGCUUCCAUAGUCACUGGAGAGCCUGUUGUGAAGGUAUGUAAAUCCCACCUUCAUGAGGUGCCAAGGGACCUGCUGCAGGCUGCUUGGUUUCCCUGUGCUCCCAGCCAAGAGAAUGCUCAGGACCCAAAUGAGAAGAUGCUUUUGGGCGACGAGGGAGUUUGGCUCAAGGUUUGCUUUGAGAGACCUGCAGUGCCCACCUCUCUCCUGCUGUUCCUGGCCUCCUCUGGCACAGUCCCAGGGCAGCAGCCCAAGCCGGUGGUUGCUGUGCAGUUGACUGACACAGACGGACAGAACCGCUCUUUGGGGAUGCACGAGCUGUCGUGUCAGCACAACCCCCUCGUCAUCAACGUGACCCACAGCCUGGAGGAGCCACUCCCCCAGGUUGCUUCAGUGCUUCUCAACUUCUCCUCUCCACGAGUGGGCAUUGCAGCCGUGGCCUUGCGCACCUUGGCUCAGCACCUUGGCUCCUCUGAGCCCCUCAGCACCUGCCUCCUGCAGCACCAGCAGGGAUGUGCCCACCAGUGCUACAGCUGUGCCCACGGUGCCUGUGAGGGAUCAGGAACCUGCACACAGCCACUGCUUGCUCACGCUGCCACCCUCAACUGCAGCUCGGAUGGCCCAGGGCACAUGACGUGUGUUGUCUCCUGUGAAAAGGGCUUUGUCCUCCACUCCAGUGGUGGGAAGAGGCUGGGCUCCACGCAGUUCCUGAAGGUGCAGUGCCUGGAGAGUGGGCAGUGGGAAGAGGGACACUGUGUCCCCGUGGUCUGCAAGCCCCCGCCCCCCGUCUUCGAGGGCAUGUACAACUGCACGCAGGGCUUCGAGCUGGACAGCCAGUGUGUCCUCAACUGUGAGCAGCAGGGACAGCAGGUUCCCAUCGUCUGCACUAAGGAGGGCUUGUGGACAGAGGAGUUCAAACUGUGUGAGAGCUUGCAGGGCACCUGCCCACCACCCCCAGAGCUGAACUUCGUGGAGUACAAGUGUGAGCAGGGGCAUGGCAUAGGUGCUGUGUGCAUUCCUUCCUGUAUCAUUCCUCCCAGUGACCCCGUCAUACUGCCCAAAAAUGUCACUGCUGAGACAAUGGAUCACCGGCUGCAGCCCACCAGAGUCCAGAACAUCGUGUGCACGGGCAGACUGCGGUGGUAUCCAGACCCCUCUGUCAUUCACUGCAUCCAGUCGUGUGAGCCCUUCCAAGCAGACGGCUGGUGCGACACCAUCAACAACCGGGCGUACUGCCAGUAUGACGGCGGGGACUGCUGCUCCUCCACCCUGUCCUCCAGGAAGGUGAUCCCGUUUGCCGCUGACUGCGACCAGGACGAGUGCACCUGCCGCGACCCGGCGGCCGAGGAGAACCAGUAGCGGCGCCAUG